AUGGCGACCAUGCCGACUAAGGAGGACAAAGCAGUGGUGGCAGUGGUGGCAACGCCGCAAGCAGCGACCCCGCCACCUUCGCCAGACGGCUUCAGCGGCGUUUGCAAAGCUGGAAGCAAAGGCGCAUCGCCGGCCCUUAAGGGCCCUGUGCCAUCUGCACCGUCUGCACGCUUCGGUGGCGUCUUCAAGUCAGGUGGUGGGGACACUGCUCUGUAUCUCUGUGGUACAGAAGCCCUUGGGACUUGGCAUGGCGUGAUCAUCGUCUCAGCCUUGGCUGCUGGCUCUCGUCAUUUCUGGAUGGGCAGGUGUUGGUGCAGCCAGGUGACCCGGCGUGACUUUGGUGGCGGGCAGAAACUUCUAAAGAUUCCUUGCCCCGGCAUCUCCAUCCACGGUGCGUGCAUCUGGCACUCCGGCCUCGGUGUGGAGGUAGAUCUUGGCCUGAGGUUUACAAAGCCCGGGCUCGUGCAAGCCCGACUUGACCCGUCGUCUUCCGAGGCCUUCGAGUUCCGACAAGACGAGCAGAAAGCACUUCCCUCACCUGCAGGCGCUGAGAUGGAGGACCGGCGUUAUGUGCAGUCUCUCCAGAAGAAGCUGGAGCCCAUCUUUGCAUGCCAAGCGGUGCCCCAGAAGCCUGACGAGUACGAGGAACCUGCAACCGAGACGUGUGUCCCUUCGGAGGAGAGGGCUUCGGAGGGUGAGUCGUCGGAGAUGUCGACUGAGGACAAGGACUUCAACUUCUGCUUCUUGCAACGCAGCAACCGCUCGGCAGCUUCGGACAAAGACCACCGUCAGGUGAUCAAGGAGGUGAGUCAGCGUGAGUUGGGUUUUCUCCUCCGACGCCUGCAGUCCAGGGUGGUGGAGAACUGCUUCGAGCUCGAAGCACAGGAUGUGUUGCAGCUUUUCGAGGCACAGCUCAAACAACUGAGGGCCACUCCCAGGAAGGUACCCAAGACCAACGUCAUGAACUUCGAGAUGGCUCUCACCCGGAUGACUUUCGUCAGCUUGGGCAUCAUUGGCACGUGCUAUGAGCCCGAGCUGCUCCUGGCUUCGUGUAUUCCUUCAUGGCCUGGUCGAUUGUGGAAAUCACGACGCUCGUGCUCCAAAGCAUCGGAAAGCCUUUUUCUCUAG
Molecule: messenger RNA, 1128 nt
Organism: Symbiodinium sp. CCMP2592
Lineage: Eukaryota; Dinophyceae; Suessiales; Symbiodiniaceae
Source: the annotation of a GenBank genome assembly